Schistosoma rodhaini is the source of this 3845-nucleotide messenger RNA. The record is from the annotation of a GenBank genome assembly. NCBI's taxonomy places the organism in Eukaryota, Metazoa, Platyhelminthes, Trematoda, Strigeidida, Schistosomatidae.
GAUUUGAUUGAUGCGCGUUGACUAUCCUUGACCUUGACAGGGAUCGAUGAUCUGUUCGAUAUUCAGUGACAUUUCACCCACCCUACAACAGCUUGGAAUCUCAUAACGUAUUUCAAGUUAAGCGUAUUAGUAGUGAUGAUUUCACUCAUGUUUUUCUUCAUGUAACGGCCUCGAAAAAGACCAAACUUUUGUCUGAAGGUCAAAGGGUAUCGGGCGUGCAUUUUUUUGCGAUGGGUUGACGAUUAUAUUGUCAACACAAAAACAUCAUGGAAUGUUUUUCUGUCCGAAACAUUGGUUGAUCUUGUAUUUCGCUAAAAAAUGUUCAUUAUGAGACCAGAUCUAAAUGUGUCCGGAUGCAAACUAAUAAUGUCACUGAGCUACAAUAAAGCACUCGUGAAAAAAUUUGUUGCUACACUUCAUGUUACGCGUUUUCCUCCAUAGUGUUGUCACAAAUGAGACGAAUACAACUUAGGCAUAAGUACGUGUACCUGAGUAUACAUACUCAGGUAAUGCGACGCGACUAAAGAACAUAGACGAGCCAAUCAGAAACUUUCGCGGGUUUUCAAGGUUACGGCGCUAAUUUCGGUACCCGACGCUUACGUACGGUCGGUUUACAAUGGAUUUUAGAGAAAACAUGAUAAUUAAGUGUCUACAAGAUAAGUUAUCAUAAGAUUGUGGCGCAAAAUUCAAUUAUACUUUUGAAUAGAGUUGUGGCACUAUAGCUGAUAUCAUGACAUCACGAACUGCAGUUCGUGAUGAAAACCCUAAUUUUGAUUCCUAACCUUAACCAUGAACUGUGAAUCAUAAUUUGAAUUAUUCACACGGGUUUAUAACCCUCAUUUAGUCUUAGUUAUUACGUUGACACUCUGAGAUUCACUCUAGCAUCGCUCAAAUGUCGUCCGUAAUUUAUAGUCUCAUCUUUAACCCUAAACCGUAACCCUAAACCCUAACGCUAAUACUAAACCCUAAACCAAACCAACAUGCCGACAACACUGAAACUAUGUAGUCGAGGCUGAAAGAAUUUUCGGGACUUUAUCAUGGUUCCAGAGGUCGAGUACUAUGGAGCCACAGGAAUGAGUUCCUGUGCCGGAUGCACUAUGACUUUAGAACUUCUGAACCUAUAUCUGACCCAGAUAAGUUUUUGAUUCAUGUAAAAAGACAGUAUCCCCUUUAAUUUUUGAGUUUUCUAGAAUAUAUUUUUACUGUAUGAUAACUGUCUUCUGAUUGGCUAAUAUUUCUCAAGGUCAUUUAGGAUUCGUUCAAAGGUCGUCCAUGUUCUUUAGUCUCGCCGAGCUAUCAUUCUUUUGGUACAUCGUACAUAUAGGCAGGGAAAAUUCAAUAUGUAAAUAACCUGAACGUGGAUGUGAAGUGUAGUAUUUGAAAGUGCCAUUUUGUGAUCAUAAAUUUGCGUAUUUUUGAGCUCGUUCAACACAUUUUCUUAACAUAGGCGUAUUUUUGUCAGAUGAAUUAUGACUAUCUCAGCUCACCACAAAAGAAAGGAAGAUUCAACAUCGCCAUGGUAUCAGAUUUUUGUUACCCGAAUGUUGGCGGUGUAGAAAGUCAUAUUUUUGCUUUAUCUCAGUGCCUUAUUCGACGUGGUCAUCGAGUUAUUAUAAUCACUCACUCUUAUAGUUCUAAAGGUGGUCAACGUCAAGGUGUAAGAUAUUUGCCUCGUGGACUUAAAGUGUAUUAUAUUCCAAUACAACCGUUUUAUAAACAAUCAAUUUUCAUCACAGUUCUUGGCACAUUACCAAUAAUUCGUGAAAUAGUAAUACGUGAACAGAUUGAUAUUAUACAUGGACAUUCAAUAUUUUCGCCUUUAGCCUGUGAAGCUGCAGUUCACGCACAGAGCCUUGGCUGUCGAACUGUUCAUACAGAGCACUCACUUUUCGGUUUUUCAGAUUUGUCAGCAAUAAUUAUGAAUAAAGUAAUGGAAGGUGUAUUUACAGCUGUAGAUCAAGUAAUCUGUGUUUCACAUACUACAAAAGAAAAUGUAGUUCUUCGAGCUAAAUAUGAUCCUGAUCGAGUUUUUGUAAUUCCUAAUGCAGUGGAUGCCUCUGCGUUUCUUCCUGAUCCGUCUUGUCGUGACCCUAAUUACAUUACUAUUGUUGUGGUUUCUCGUUUAGUUUACCGAAAAGGUCUUGAUUUAUUGGUUGCCAUCAUACCGUCAUUAUGUUCUCUGUUUCCAGAAUUAAGAUUUCUUAUAGGUGGUGAUGGACCUAAAAGACUUGAACUUGAAGAGAUACGCGAACAGUAUCAGUUACAUUCACGUGUAAACUUAUUAGGAAGUUUACAGCCUCAUGAAGUUCGACCUCUUUUAAUACAAGGUGAUAUCUUUUUAAAUACUUCUCUUACUGAAGCGUUUUGUAUAGCCAUUCUUGAAGCAGUCUCAUGUGGCUUAAUGGUUAUCAGUACAGCUGUUGGGGGACUUCCGGAAGUUCUACCCGAGCAUUUUAUUAGACUUGCACCAGCAAACGCUUCAGAAUUAGCCACUAUUGUUGCAGAUUCCAUUAUUCAAGUUCGGCAGCAACGCGAAGAUUCGAAACUUACAGCUCAUGAACAAAAACCUAUGGAUAAUUUGACUUCAAACAAGUUCAUACUCUGGCUUGUUAUAUCCAACGAACCUAACUGAAAUUUAAAAAUUAAAUCAGUGAGAAAAGUAAUGUUAAACAGGGAAGUCUUGUUUUAAAAGUUGUUCAAUACUUUAAAUAAAAUAAUCUUAGCUCCUUUAAAGUACUAAAAAGUUCUUUAUUGGUCCUAAGUAUGCUAAAACGAAAAAUCCAGAAGUUGGGGUUCGGUGAACCGAAAUAAUCUUUGUCGCCAAAAUAUCACAUCAAAAAUUGGCUUUUCAAGGUUCCGUUGUGUAUACAUACAUAUACAUUACACAAUAACAGCUUAGUGUGACUUGAAAGAUUUCCUAUUUUCCUUUUAAAAGUAAAAUUUAUAUCCGUUACACGAGAUAAAGGUAUCUGGACUCAUUAACUCAGUGGAAAAUGGACUAGCAUGUAUGGCGAAAGAUACUGGGUUUAAGUGUCGUUUUGGAAAUCACUGAAAUCUAGGUACUACAUCCAGCCACAAGUCUUAGAUGGUAUAAAUGCGCAUUCUAGAUUCCCUUAAUCAACACCAAUAAAAACUAAGUGCUAUAUACCUAUAUAUAAACAUCAGUCCUUUUUAAAAAUGUUAUUUACCUACUCAUUUUACAAAAGCUGGACAUAUGUACCUCACCUCCAAAUCCUCUUUGUCGAUUUUCAUUGAUCGCCGAUUCAUCUACACAUUUUGAUGGUACUGAAUUUAAUUGUAAUUCACUUACUGAUCAUUGUUGGCAUAUGCAUAAAUGGAUUCGUAGUAUGUACUGUUGGCCUCUAGUUGCUAAACGUACGGAAAAAGUCUAUUCUGCUGCUAUGUCUAAACCACCUGUUUCACUACAAGACAGAAUCUCAAGAUUAUACCAACUUGGUCCACUUACUGGGAAAAUGACAUGUUUUGCCGCUAUUUUACACUGGCUUCUUCUUCAAUUUAUUUCGUGGCUUAGACCUGAACAGAUGAUCGAUAUAAUGCCAUCACUUGAAACACCUAUAGAAGAUUUCAGUGAUAGCGAAUGUGAGGAUCUUUCUGUUGAUUCACACAAAUAAUAUUCAAAUGAUGACUACAGUUUUCAAUAUCACGUUUAUUUUGAUUGUAUUGAACUAAUAACUGUGUAAUUCUUCUGUGCAUAAUUUUUAUUUAUUCGUUAAAACGUAAUCAUUAUUCUUUUAAAGAUUUAAACUCAAAUUGUUUGUUGUUCUACUCUUAAAUUUUACAACCAGAAAAGGUUUUCAUCUGUAGUGUAAUAGCUAAGAUAAUAU